Molecule: messenger RNA, 816 nt
Organism: Miscanthus lutarioriparius
Lineage: Eukaryota; Viridiplantae; Streptophyta; Magnoliopsida; Poales; Poaceae
Source: the annotation of a GenBank genome assembly
AUGCCAGCACUCUCGCCACGCCUCGACGCGCCGUCGGCGUCCGAGCGGUCAUCAGCAUCGUCCAUGGACGCCGACGCGGCGCCCACGCUUCCUUGCCCCGACGAUCAACGCCUGACCGCACAGCGCGCGCCCUUGCCCGCACUCUCGCCACGCGUCGACGCGCCGAUGCCGUCGGAGCGGUCAUCUGCAUUCUCCAUGGACGCCAACGCGGCACCCACACCUCCUUCCCCUCCCAGCUCGAAGAAGCGCUCGCUCAGCCCUCUGCUCGGCAUGGGCGACGGCCACCAGGACCCAAACUCUAGCCCAUGCGGCUCUCCCUCCCGCAGGCUCCGCAUAUCCGCAGAGAGCACCGUGGUCGCGCUCGCUGCCGCUGCGGCGGCCACGCUCUGGUCGGACGUCGACGGAGAGCAUGAAGAUGUCCAGAGUCUCGAAUCGGCGGGCGUCGCUGUCGACUUAGGCCGCGGCGACGUUCAGGGACUCCAACCCUCGGGCGACGGAUGCCAUGGCGUCGCCCCUAACUAUCCCAAGAGAUGGAGCGACGCCGACGAGGUCACGCUCCUCGCCGCAGCCGCCUUCUUCCGCGAGCGCACCGGGCGAUCCCCGCUCCCCAUCGACGCGGGCGCGCUGUUCGACUCCAUCAGGGACUCCGUCUCCCCGCACAUAAACGAAGCCAAUGUGUCCUACAAGCUGACGCGCUUCAGGAGCAGGUUCCUGCACUCGGCGCCGGGGGAACCCGCCACCGCGCACGACCGCCUCUUGCAUGAUCUCAGUGUCAAAGCGUGGGGCUCUGUCAACACUGUGGCUCGAGAGGCCUGA